This is a messenger RNA of Nerophis ophidion (straightnose pipefish), 6572 nucleotides long. RefSeq names its product salvador family WW domain containing protein 1 (gene sav1). Lineage: Eukaryota; Metazoa; Chordata; Actinopteri; Syngnathiformes; Syngnathidae. Gene Ontology annotation, molecular function: protein binding; molecular adaptor activity. The record is from RefSeq and is a predicted model, not a curated record. The coding region runs from base 175 to 1401 and encodes 408 amino acids. The transcript is spliced from 5 exons. Gene Ontology annotation, biological process: apoptotic process; hippo signaling; regulation of cell population proliferation.
GGCGGGACCACGACCCGCUCCAGUCGACGCCAGCAGGCUGCGGGCUAACCGAGCCUCCGGAGCCGCAAAACAAUGUUCUCUUUCGGCGCCGGGCGAGGAGGAGGAGGAGGAGGAAGGUGGGGCGGAAUGGCGGCGACGUGUUGUUGAUGCUGACCGCCGACACUCAGCGGAGUUAUGCUCUCACGAAAGAAGAGCAAAAGUGAGUCGUCCAAGCCGGCAGAAGUGCACGGCAAGUACGUGAAGAAGGACAUGUCGCCUCUGCUCACAAAUCUUAUGCCGUCAUUCAUCCGCCAUGGACCCACCAUGCACCGACGCAGCGACAUGCCCCUACCCGACAUGGGACCCGCUGUCUACCCCAUGGCCACCAGCCGUGAGCCCGCGGUGUCCCGCAACAAGAGCUUCCUACGCCCCCCCGUGCAGCGGCCCCCUCACGAGGUGGCCCGCCGCGAGAGCCACCGCUUGUCGGCGCCCCCUUACCUGCCCCGCAGUUUGGGCGAGUUGCCCCACGAGUACGGCGGCUCGUCGCAGUCCUUCCUCACCGACGUGAGCCCCAUGUCGGAGAACGGAGACACCGGCCGCUACUACUACCCCUCGGAAGCGCCGUACUACGACGGGCAGCAGCAGCAGCAGCAGCCCAGGAGACUCCCGGAGCGCUUCCCUGACGACUAUCGCUACUACGAGCUCAGCGAACACAACUUCCAAAGACUUCCACGGCAGCACACGCCCCCUGCUUCCAGCAGACCACCCUCAGGCAUAGGUCGAAUACAGGCCAAGUCCCUAGGGAACCUCUCCAAUCUGACGGCGGAUGACAUGCCUCUCCCUGGCGGCUGGACUGUGGACUGGACCAUCCGCGGCAGGAAGUACUACAUCGACCACAACACCAACACUACGCACUGGAGCCACCCUCUGGAGAGGGAGGGGCUCCCACCCGGCUGGGAGAAGGUCGAGUCAGCCGAGUUCGGGGUCUAUUAUGUGGAUCACAUCAACAAGCGGGCACAGUACCGGCACCCCUGCGCUCCCAGCGUUCCUCGCUACGACCAGCCGCCGCCUCUACCGCCUCCAGUCGCCUAUCAGCCGCGGCCUGCCGAGAGGAACCAGCCCGUGCUGGUGCCAGCCAACCCGUACCACACCGCCGAGAUCCCGGACUGGCUGCAGGUUUACGCCCGCGCCCCCCUCAAGUACGACCACAUCCUGAAGUGGGAGCUCUUCCAGCUGGCAGACCUGGACACCUACCAGGGCAUGCUGAAGCUGCUCUUCAUGAAGGAGCUGGAGCACAGCGUCAAGUCCUACGAAGCGUACCGCCAGGCGCUGCUCUCCGAGGUGGAUGCUCGCAAGCAGCGGCAGCAGUGGUACGCCCAGCAGCCCCACAACAACAACAACAACUUCCUGGGGAACAUGUGACCUGGCUCAGGCCUGCCCAGCAAAUACAAGUGUGCCUCGGCUUCAUCCAAAUCCAGCACGCCGGCUUUAUGAACCACUGAAAACUCUCCCGUGAAGAAGCCACAGUGUACAACAUGCUGCUCUUUUAUAGUCAACCCAAAGCAACAUUUUGUAUUAUUUUCAUAAAGUUAAUGCUUCUUUUUUUUUGUAAUCUCAGAAGACCAGCGUCAUUCCUCUCCCGUGUGAGAGGACGACUUGGCGGCUUUCUCGCAUCCUUGGCCUGUUUUCUGCAAACAUGGCCUCCGCUCCUGUCGCGUCCUUUUCAGACCAUCCACCAGGGCGAUACGUAGGUGUGCGUAAGCAAGGCCUCUAAGUAUUUGCCUCGCUAAUCAGGAGCGACUGGAAGCUCUCUGGAAACACUUUGCAAGGAUUUUGCUUAAAAAGACGCUAAAACCUCCUUUUCGCAGAUGUCUCAAAAGCCAUACAAAAAAAAAAUGCUGGUUGUCGCCACCAGCAGGAAGAAUAAGAAAUAUUUUAAUAUAUUAUUACGAUAUGGAAACAUGUAUGCAGGUUCUCAGCAGGAUUUAGUAGGAUUUUGUUCAAAAGAUCAUUUAAUUGAAGGUCAGAGCGACACAGAGAUAUUGCAAAAAUGAAAAUCCAGCCUUAGGCGCAACAUUCAAACAGGAAGUAAACAAACUUUGCAAUAUAGGGCAGGAAGUAAAUAAACUUUGCAAUAUAGGGCACAACGUUCAAACAGGAAGUAAACAAACUUUGCAAUGUAGGGCACAACGUUCAAACAGGAAGUAAACAAACUUUGCAAUAUAGGGCACAACAUUCAAACAGGAAGUAAACAAACCUUGCAAUAUAGGGCACAACGUUCAAACAGGAAGUAAACCAACUUUGCAAUAUAGGGCAGGAAGUAAACAAACUUUGCAAUAUAGGGCACAACGUUCAAACAGGAAGUAAACACAUUUGCAAUAUAGGGCAGGAAGUAAACAAACUUUGCAAUAUAGGGCACAACGUUCAAACAGGAAGUAAACAAACUUUGCAACAUAGGGCACGAAGUAAACGAACUUUGCAAUAUAGGGCACAACGUUCAAACAGGAAGUAAACAAACUUUGCAAUAUAGGGCACAAUGUUCAAACAGGAAGUAAACAAACUUUGCAACAUAGGGCACGAAGUAAACGAACUUUGCAAUAUAUGGCACAACGUUCAAACAGGAAGUAAACAAACUUUGCAAUAUAGGGCACAACGUUCAAACAGGAAGUAAACAAACUUUGCAAUAUAGGGCAGGAAGUAAACAAACUUUGCAAUAAAGGGCACAACGUUCAAACAGGAAGUAAACAAACUUUGCAAUAUAGGGCACAACGUUCAAACAGGAAGUAAACCAACUUUGCAAUAUAGGGCAGGAAGUAAACCAACUUUGCAAUAUAGGGCAGGAAGUAAACAAACUUUGCAAUAUAGGGCACAAUGUUCAAACAGGAAGUAAACAAACUUUGCAAUAUAGGGCACAACGUUCAAACAGGAAGUAAACAAACUUUGCAAUAUAGGGCAGGAAGUAAACAAACUUUGCAAUAAAGGGCACAACGUUCAAACAGGAAGUAAACAAACUUUGCAAUAUAGGGCACAACGUUCAAACAGGAAGUAAACCAACUUUGCAAUAUAGGGCAGGAAGUAAACAAACUUUGCAAUAUAGGGCACAACGUUCAAACAGGAAGUAAACAAACUUUGCAAUAUAGGGCACAACGUUCAAACAGGAAGUAAACAAACUUUGCAAUAUAGGGCACAACAUUCAAACAGGAAGUAAACAAACUUUGCAAUAUAGGGCACAACGUUCAAACAGGAAGUAAACAAAUUUUGCAAUAUGAGGCAGGAAGUAAACAAACUUUGCAAUAUAGGGCACAACGUUCAAACAGGAAGUAAACAAACUUUGCAAUAUAGGGAAGGAAGUAAACAAACUGUCCGAUAUAAUGCAGGAUGUUCAAACGGGAAGUAAAGCAAUUAUUCAAUAUGAGCCUGUGUGUUCAAACAGGAAGUAAACAAACUAUCCAAUAUAAAGCAGGACGUAUGAACAGGAAGUAAACUGUCCAAUAUUAGAAAGGGUGUUGAAACAGGAAGUAAACACACUAUCCUAUAUAAGGCAGUACGUUCAAACAGGAAGUAAACAAACUAUCCAAUAUAAAGCAGGACGAAUGAACAGGAAGUAAACUAUCCAAUAUUAGAAAGGGUGUUUAAACAGGAAGUAAACAAACUAUCCUAUCUAGGGCAGGGUGUUCAUCCAUCCAUUUUCUUCCCCUUGUCCCUUUUGGGGUAGCUAGAACCUAUCUCAGCUGCAUUUGGGCAAAAGGUGUGGUACACCCUGGACAAGUCGCCACCUCAUCGUACGGCCAACACAGAUAGACAACAUUCACAUUCACACACGAGGGACUAUUUAAAAAUGUUUCCAAUUAACCUAUCCCACAGGAUGUUCAAACAGGAAGUAAACAAAAUAUCCAAUAAAAUGCAGGACGUUCAAACAGGAAGUAAACAAAAUAUCCGAUAAAAGGUGGGAUGUUCAAACAGGAAGUAAACAAACUAUCCAAUAAAAGGCAGGUUGUGCAAACAGGAAGUAAACAAACUAUCCAAUAAAAGGCGGGAUGUUCAAACAAAAAGUAAACAAACUAUCCAAUAAAAGGCAGGUUGUGCAAACAGGAAGUAAACAAACUAUCCAAUAAAAGGCAGGAUGUUCAAACAGGAAGUAAACAAACUAUCCAAUAAAAUGCAAGACAUUUAAACAGGAAGUAAACAAACUUUGCAAUAUAGGGCACAACGUUCAAACAGGAAGUAAACAAACUUUGCAAUAUAGGGAAGGAAGUAAACAAACUGUCCGAUAUAAUGCAGGAUGUUCAAACGGGAAGUAAAGCAAUUAUUCAAUAUGAGCCUGUGUGUUCAAACAGGAAGUAAACAAACUAUCCAAUAUAAAGCAGGACGUAUGAACAGGAAGUAAACUGUCCAAUAUUAGAAAGGGUGUUGAAACAGGAAGUAAACACACUAUCCUAUAUAAGGCAGUACGUUCAAACAGGAAGUAAACAAACUAUCCAAUAUAAAGCAGGACGAAUGAACAGGAAGUAAACUAUCCAAUAUUAGAAAGGGUGUUUAAACAGGAAGUAAACAAACUAUCCUAUCUAGGGCAGGGUGUUCAUCCAUCCAUUUUCUUCCCCUUGUCCCUUUUGGGGUAGCUAGAACCUAUCUCAGCUGCAUUUGGGCAAAAGGUGUGGUACACCCUGGACAAGUCGCCACCUCAUCGUACGGCCAACACAGAUAGACAACAUUCACAUUCACACACGAGGGACUAUUUAAAAAUGUUUCCAAUUAACCUAUCCCACAGGAUGUUCAAACAGGAAGUAAACAAAAUAUCCAAUAAAAUGCAGGACGUUCAAACAGGAAGUAAACAAAAUAUCCGAUAAAAGGUGGGAUGUUCAAACAGGAAGUAAACAAACUAUCCAAUAAAAGGCAGGUUGUGCAAACAGGAAGUAAACAAACUAUCCAAUAAAAGGCGGGAUGUUCAAACAAAAAGUAAACAAACUAUCCAAUAAAAGGCAGGUUGUGCAAACAGGAAGUAAACAAACUAUCCAAUAAAAGGCAGGAUGUUCAAACAGGAAGUAAACAAACUAUCCAAUAAAAUGCAAGACAUUUAAACAGGAAGUAAACAAACUGUCCAAUAAAAGGCAUGAUGUUCAAACAGGAAGUAAACAAACUAUCCAAUAAAAGGCAGGAUGUUCAAACAGGAAGUAAACAAACUAUCCAAUAAAAUGCAAGACAUUUAAACAGGAAGUAAACAAACUGUCCAAUAAAAGGCAUGAUGUUCAAACAGGAAGUAAACACACUAUCCAAUAAAAGGCAAGAUGUUCAAAGAGGAAGUAAACACACUAUCCAAUAAAAGGCAAGAUGUUCAAAGAGGAAGUAAACACACUAUCCAAUAAAAGGCAAGAUGUUCAAAGAGGAAGUAAACACACUAUCCAAUAAAAGGCAGGAUGUUCAAACAGGAAGUAAACAAACUAUCCAAUAAAAUGCAGGACAUUUAAACAGGAAGUAAACAAACUGUCCAAUAAAAGGCAAGAUGUUCAAACAGGAAGUAACCACACUAUCCAAUAAAAGGCAAGAUGUUCAAAGAGGAAGUAAACACACUAUCCAAUAAAAGGCAGGAUGUUCAAACAGGAAGUAAACAAACUAUCCAAUAAAAUGCAGGACAUUUAAACAGGAAGUAAACAAACUGUCCAAUAAAAGGCAAGAUGUUCAAACAGGAAGUAAACACACUAUCCAAUAAAAGGCAGGAUGUUCAAACAGGAAGUAAACACACUAUCCAAUAAAAGGCAGGAUGUUCAAACAGGAAGUAAACACACUAUCCAAUAAAAAGCAGGAUGUUCAAACAGGAAGUAAACAAACUAUCCAAUAAAAUGCAGGACAUUUAAACAGGAAGUAAACAAACUGUCCAAUAAAAGGCAAGAUGUUCAAACAGGAAGUAAACACACUAUCCAAUAAAAGGCAGGAUGUUCAAACAGGAAGUAAACACACUAUCCAAUAAAAGGCAUGAUGUUCAAACAGGAAGUAAACAAACUAUCCAAUACGGUGUUCUAACAACAAGUAGACAAAUGAUCCAAUAUAAAGCAGGAAGUAUAAACAGGAAUUAAACAAACAAUCCAAAAUUAGAAAGGGUGUUGAAACAGGAAGUAAACAAACUAGUAUAAGGCAGAACGUUUAAAAAAGAAGUAAACAAACUAUCCAAUAUAAGGUAGGUCGAGGAAACGGGAAGUAAACAAAUAUAUAAUAUAAGUCAGAACGUUUAAAAAAGAAGUAAACAAACUAUCCAAUAUAAGGAAGUGUGUUGAAACAGGAAGUAAACAAAGUAUCCAAUGUGAGAUUUAAAAAUGAAUGUAAACAAACUCUCAGUAGUUUUUGGAUUAAAUGAACUCUGCUUCUUCUUACUCCUUUUUGAUUUUGAGACCCACUUUUGAUCCAAUAUCCUACUGAAGUCUGAUGAGAACAUGAGCAGUUAGUUGGAGUAGUGCCUGUGUAGUCCACUACACACACACACACACACACACACACACACACACAUACACACACACACACACACACUACAACUCCAGUCCCGUUGGAGAGGACUUUGUUACACACCUGCUUAUUUUGUAAUAAUAAACCUCAAGACUGCU